Molecule: messenger RNA, 987 nt
Organism: Manacus vitellinus (golden-collared manakin)
Lineage: Eukaryota; Metazoa; Chordata; Aves; Passeriformes; Pipridae
Gene: WFDC3
Product: WAP four-disulfide core domain 3
Exons: 7
Coding region: 1-987 (328 amino acids)
Biological process (GO): innate immune response; antibacterial humoral response
Cellular component (GO): extracellular region
Molecular function (GO): peptidase inhibitor activity
Source: RefSeq, a predicted model, not a curated record
AUGGCCGCCCGGUCUCCUCGAGGCUCCCCCUCCCUGGUCGGCAGCCAGGAGCGGCAGAUACCUGAUACUCGGGUUGUGCAAGCGCGAAGGGGGAGCCUGGCCCUGCCCGGCCCUUGGGAACCACCCGGAAGGCCGAGCCCGCCAGCCCCACCUGGAGAGGAGCUUAAAGGCCGGCCGGGCGGCCGCAGCGCAGCCGGUUCCUGCACCAUGCCCACGGCCCGCAGCGUCCUCAUCUUGGCGGGGCUCCUGGCUCUCUGGGCAGAGCUGCCGGCAGCAUCCGCCCAGAAUGUCACCAACAAGCCUGGCACCUGCCCACCCGUCAGCCCGGGCAUCCCCAUGCUGGGUGUCUGCACCAACCAGUGCAAGUCUGACGCCAACUGCUCCGGGAACCAGAAGUGUUGCAGGAAUGGCUGCGAGAGCCCAGGCUACUGCCCCCGCGCUGGCAGCGCCAUCGGGCCGAGCUGUGGGGCGAGCUGCCAYGACGACACCGCUUGCCACUCCGGGGAGAAGUGCUGCACCCGCGGCUGCUGCACCCGCUGCGUGCACGCCGAGCCAGCCAAACCCGGGUUCUGCCCACGGAAGCGUACCCAGAGGAGUGCUGCCGCCUGCCCCAACCGCUGCACCGAUGACCGGGACUGCCCUGGGGACCACAAGUGCUGCUUCUCUGGCUGUGGGCUAGCCUGUGCCCCUCCAGACACAGGGAGCCACCAUGCCUCGGCGAAGCCCGGCACGUGCCCCAUGGUGCUGCGGGGCUCCCUGGGUCCCUGCCUGGAGCUGUGUGACACAGACGGUGACUGCCUUGGGGAUGACAAGUGCUGCACCACCGGCUGUGGACAUGUCUGCAAACCACCCACCAGGGUGGAUGGUAACCAGGCAGACAAGUGCCUCCUCCUGUGCCUGCAGGACAAGGAUUGUCCCACCAGCCAGAAGUGCUGCCAGCAGGGCUGCAGCCGGGUCUGCAUCCCCCCACUGUGGGGCACAGCCUAG